This is a messenger RNA of Oncorhynchus gorbuscha (pink salmon), 281 nucleotides long. RefSeq names its product ephrin-B2a-like. The annotation marks the transcript as partial. Lineage: Eukaryota; Metazoa; Chordata; Actinopteri; Salmoniformes; Salmonidae. Gene Ontology annotation, molecular function: ephrin receptor binding. Gene Ontology annotation, cellular component: plasma membrane. Gene Ontology annotation, biological process: axon guidance; blood vessel morphogenesis; ephrin receptor signaling pathway. The transcript has a single exon. The record is from RefSeq and is a predicted model, not a curated record.
AUUCGUGCCAGGACAGGGCUUGGUGUUGUACCCUCAGAUAGGGGAUAAGUUGGACAUUGUCUGCCCACGUGUGGACGGAGUAGCCGAUGGGGUGGAGUAUUACAAGAUCCACAUGGUUCCCAGGGAGCAGCUGGAGAGCUGCACCAUCACCAAGGCUGACACGCCACUGCUCAACUGUGUGAAGCCUGACCAGGACGUCAAGUUCACCCUGAAGUUUCAGGAGUUCAGCCCCAACCUGUGGGGCCUGGAGUUCUUCAGAGGACAAGACUACUACAUCAUCU